Molecule: messenger RNA, 2127 nt
Organism: Xenopus laevis (African clawed frog)
Lineage: Eukaryota; Metazoa; Chordata; Amphibia; Anura; Pipidae
Gene: wee2.L
Product: WEE2 oocyte meiosis inhibiting kinase L homeolog
Exons: 12
Coding region: 157-1824 (555 amino acids)
Biological process (GO): mitotic cell cycle; regulation of meiosis I; negative regulation of cell cycle
Cellular component (GO): cytosol; cytoplasm; nucleus
Molecular function (GO): protein tyrosine kinase activity; magnesium ion binding; ATP binding
Source: RefSeq, a predicted model, not a curated record
CCAUGAGUAGCAUCUGGUGAGUAUAUAGAGGAUUAACUGGGGAGCGAGUCCCUCCUAUAACUGAUAAGUAGGGGCCCUGCAGGGAGUUGCAGUUACAGGAUGUUUGUGGGAAUGACCUGUUGUUAAUCCAGAGGUAAAGUUACCCAGGUGUCGGCAAUGAGGACGGCCAUGUCAUGCGGAGGCGGGUUAGUCCAGCGCUUGGAUUUCUCCAGCAGUGACGAAGAGGAUGGUCUGAGCAAUGGGAUUAAUGAAGGUCCCCAGAAGGGGAGUCCCGUGAGUUCCUGGAGGACCAAUAACUGCCCCUUCCCCAUCACCCCCCAGAGGAACGAGAGGGAACUUUCUCCUACUCAAGAGCUGAGCCCAAGUAGCGACUACUCGCCCGACCCAAGUGUGGGGGCUGAAUGCCCUGGUACCCCCCUUCAUUACAGCACAUGGAAGAAGCUCAAGCUCUGUGACACCCCUUAUACCCCAAAGAGCCUUUUGUACAAAACGCUUCCCUCUCCGGGGUCCCGCGUUCACUGCAGGGGCCAAAGACUCCUUCGUUUUGUGGCUGGAACUGGGGCAGAACUGGACGACCCCUCUCUGGUCAAUAUCAACCCCUUCACCCCUGAAUCCUACCGACAAACCCACUUCCAACCCAAUGGGAAGAGGAAGGAGAGGCCUGAGGAUGACUGCAGAACUGAUCGCCAGAUGAAAUAUGCGGAGAAGGAACAUCCGGCAGUUUUCCAGUCUAAGAGAUUUGUGUUACGGGAGACCAACAUGGGGUCUCGCUACAAGACGGAAUUCCUGGAGAUAGAGAAGAUCGGCGCGGGGGAGUUUGGGUCGGUUUUCAAGUGCGUAAAGCGACUGGAUGGAUGUUUCUACGCCAUUAAACGCUCCAAGAAGCCGUUGGCUGGCUCCACAGAUGAGCAGCUGGCGUUGAGAGAAGUGUACGCUCACGCGGUUCUGGGUCACCACCCCCACGUCGUGCGUUAUUACUCCGCAUGGGCAGAGGAUGAUCACAUGAUCAUACAGAAUGAAUACUGCAAUGGUGGCAGCCUGCAGGACCUGAUCGUGGACAAUAACAAGGAGGGACAGUUUGUGCUGGAGCAGGAGCUGAAGGAGAUCCUUCUACAAGUGUCCAUGGGCCUGAAGUACAUCCACGGCUCUGGGCUGGUGCACAUGGACAUCAAGCCAAGCAACAUAUUUAUCUGCCGGAAGCAGACAGAGUUGGGUCAGGAAGAGAGCGAUGGUGAAGAUGACCUCUCCUCUGCCAGUGUCCUCUAUAAGAUUGGUGACCUUGGUCAUGUGACUUCUAUACUUAACCCCCAGGUGGAAGAAGGGGACAGUCGGUUCUUGGCCAACGAGAUACUGCAGGAGGAUUACAGCCAGCUGCCCAAGGCUGACAUCUUUGCGCUUGGUCUAACCAUUGCCCUGGCAGCAGGAGCUGCUCCUCUUCCCUGUAACGAAGACAGUUGGCACCAUAUCAGAAAGGGCAACUUGCCCCACGUUCCCCAGCUGCUGACUCCCGUCUUCCUUGCCCUGCUCAAGCUGUUGGUUCAUCCAGACCCGGUUAUGAGACCCCCGGCUGCAUCACUGGCCAAGAAUUCUGUGCUGAGACGUUGUGUUGGGAAGGCGGCCCAGCUCCAGAAACAGCUCAAUGUGGAGAAGUUCAAGACGGCCAUGCUUGAGAGGGAGUUGAAAGCCGCUAAAUUGGCCCAGACUUCUGGGAAGGACGAGUGUUCGGAUCUGCCCCCUAUGUCGGGUUUCUCGUGCCGCGGAAGAAAACGCCUCGUUGGUGCAAAAAACACUCGAUCGCUGAGCUUCACCUGCGGAGGGUAUUAACCCCAUCAAACCAAAUCGUUCUCCUUUUCCUCGCUGGGCACCAUCCUCCUCCUCUGCUUUACCUGGUUCUGCCUCCCACGGGCAUCUUGUAUUCCCUGCACCCUGCGGUCUACUUUAAUUUUCCAAGUGGGAGUCCAGAACCUCCGUUUUGGAAUUAUAACUGUUAAAUGUGGAUUCAGGAGCUGGGACUGCUAUAUGUAAUUUCCCUGGAAAGAAAUGUGGGGCCUGGACAAAAACUUUAUAAUUUAUUGACUUUUUUUUUUAUUAUCUUAUUGUCUUUUAAAUAAAAAUUUUAAUGUGUAA